Messenger RNA from Bursaphelenchus xylophilus (pine wood nematode), 1600 nucleotides. NCBI's taxonomy places the organism in Eukaryota, Metazoa, Nematoda, Chromadorea, Rhabditida, Aphelenchoididae. The record is from the annotation of a GenBank genome assembly.
AUGUUAUUUUCACACCCGGCCCGCCUCAUAAUUGUACGUUUAUCAGGGCGUAGAUACUAAUUAAAGAGAUUAGGAAGGAGGCCCGAUACUUUUCGCCCCUUCCCCACCCUGGCCUAAGGGGAUUUUUGGCUUUUCGGGGCGCUUUUUCUUGUAAUCUCACUACUUUACUCCUCUUUUAUUACUCUUUUACAACUCAAAUUCCUUUGUGGGGUUUCUUUUUUAAUUGUAAAUGGGAAAAAAGAGUAAUAAUAUUAGAUUUCUUGGCUUCUUAUUUAUGAGAUUGCCAUGGAUAACAUAAUUUGAGUCCAAUUUAAGAGGAGAAUGAUAAAUAUGGAGGCGUCCAGGAAGCUGGAUGUCAAACUUGACCUUCUGAGUCCGGAAUUGGAGGAGUUGGCUCCGAUUUUGAAUGUGGAAAUGGAGAAUUACUUCCAGGAAAUCGAUGUGGACAUUGUGGAUUGUCCCGGUGAGAAAACAAUUUUCCAGAAAAUAAAUUCCAAAAAUAUGUUACAGUAAGCUUGAAGGUGACGAGCAAUUUUUCAGAUCUGACCAAGCCCCCAUUCAACAUGACCAGUCGCGGAUUUGGCCCGGAUCUGAGGAUCGCGGAGGUGGGCGGAGUCGGAAAUCUCUUUCCCAAGAUACGAAGGGACAAAUUGUAUAAUCUCAAGGUAUAGUAAUUAGUGACCAUCUUCUCUUAGUGCAUUUCUGAAAUGAUUUUCGCCAUUUUUCAGUCGAUUUGUGACCUCUGCGAACUCCCGAAUGGUUCGGUUUUUGGGCCCGGCGCGGGGCCAAGGACCUCGGUCGGAGUGAAUUGCGAGAUGGUGGCGGAUGCAAAUUUCGGUGAGGGAACUGUGAGUUAUCAGUAAUAAUAUUUCUAUCAAAUUUUGAUGACUAAUUAUUAUUUUAGGUCAACUCGAAAAUCGGGAAAAUUGAUGGCCAAAGUUUUGUCCAAGAAACAACUUGUGACCCCUGCUUUGGACUGCUCGCUAAUCUCGGGGUCUCCUCGGGAGAAACAGACCUUGUGCUCAAGAUCACUGCCCGAAAUCGCCUCACUGAUUACUCGUUUCCCCAUGCCAUUCAACAGGCUUUAUUCAAUCAUUACCGGGCCAAAAUUGUUUCAAUGGCCGGGAUUUUUAUUCAGAAAACAGGCGAUGCCAAAGUUCAUAUAAUGCCCGACUUUCCGGAGAGAGAUUUCAGUUGUUGGGAAGAAGUGAGUUGCUUUAUAUGGCACUUGAGGUAAUAGAAAUUAAAAAAUUUCGAAUUAAUUUUCUUAAACGCUAAUAAUAAUUUGCCCAAACCCCAAAGUCUUUUCUCACUUACGUUAUAAAUUUAACCCAAUUUUUGACCACAUUUUUUCCAGGAGAAGAGUUGGCUCCGCUACUUCAAGGUCCGUUCCCCGCUGAUCUGUUGUUCCGUCCUCCAUUCCGUGAACCCGGGGAUUGAUCUGCGCCUCGAACACACUCAUUGCUACUCGGAUCAUGGCGAUGUUGGCCAUUAUUAUACGGAUAUUGACCCGGAAACUGCCCAAUUCGAAGGUUACUUCAGUCCAGCCAAAUUUCUGUACCGAAUCGACCAAAUUGACAGUAAAGGCAGGGAGAAAUAG